This is a messenger RNA of Pelmatolapia mariae (spotted tilapia), 774 nucleotides long. RefSeq names its product phospholipase A and acyltransferase 1-like. Gene Ontology annotation, biological process: N-acylphosphatidylethanolamine metabolic process. The record is from RefSeq and is a predicted model, not a curated record. The transcript is spliced from 7 exons. The coding region runs from base 1 to 774 and encodes 257 amino acids. Gene Ontology annotation, cellular component: cytoplasm. Gene Ontology annotation, molecular function: glycerophospholipid phospholipase A1 activity; A2-type glycerophospholipase activity. Lineage: Eukaryota; Metazoa; Chordata; Actinopteri; Cichliformes; Cichlidae.
AUGAAAACCGGCUGUGGAGGGAUACUUCCGGGGCAAGGGGCCCAGGCCCAUCCGGACUGGGGCCCACAGCAGCAGCACCGCCCAGCCCUACAGAGUCCGGGGCAGCCCACCCGACUCCACCGCAGAGAAAACUGCACCCACCCCAUCAUCCAAUCAUCUCCCAAACUACACAAGACAAUAGACGCCCAGGUUGAGUUCAUUCUCUACCUCUCCUAUAUCCCUCCCCCACCUGCAAGGUCCAUUAAACAGUUCAGUUCAUCGUUUGUUUCUAAGUUCGGAGACAUCAUGGGAUCAUCAUCGUCGUCUUAUUCUGGAGGGAAUCAGGAUGACAGGGAGCCAGAGCUCGGGGACUUGAUUGAGAUCUUCCGUGACAUCUAUCAGCACUGGGCUGUAUACGUUGGUGCUGGCUUUGUUGUUCACUUUGUAAAUCACUCUGGAGUCUCCAGCGACAACCCUGUCCAAGCUGAAAAUGGCACUGUGCGGAAGGAGAAGUUAUGGGAUGUGGUGGGAAAAGACGACUGGAAAAUCAACAACAGCAUGGACAGGCAAUAUAAGCCACGCCCAGCUAAUGUUAUUGUGAAGGAUGCUAAAGCAAUGGUGGGCAAAGAACUGCGAUACCACCUUGUCUCAUAUAACUGUGAGCACUUUGUCAAGGAGCUGCGGUGGAAAAAGCAGCACUCGGAGUCGUGGGUGGUGCAGGCGUUAUCGGUCUGGCAGUACGUGGCUCUUUGGCAUCUAGAAAUGGACCCAGCUCAUUUUGACUUCCCCUACUGA